AUGAUACUCGUGUUUGUGGACCCGAGAGAAGUCAUUUCGAGCCUCUUUUAUGUUAGUAAAACUUGGAAUAAAAUGUUGUUGAACUCCCAAAUAUGGAAUUAUUAUGAGGAAAAAUAUGGAAUUCUCUCAAGAGUAACCAUUAACCCAUUCAAAAUCUUAUCAGAGAGGAGGUCUAAGGGUAAGGUGUAUAUGGGUAAAUACCUGUGUGAUUCAAAUAAAAACAAAAAUAACUAUGAAGAUGUUGUAGUGAGGGUGGUAAACCUUAAGCUAACCAACGCGGGAAAGAACGACGGAAUUCCAACGUCGAGCCUUAGAGAGAUGUCAUUCAUGAAAAUGAUCAACCACCCCAAUGUGGUUAAGUACUACGGAGCCCAGAUUAUCGAUAACAACCUGUUUAUAGUUACUGAAUAUUUAGAGUACAAUUUAAUUGAAUACAUGGAACGAAAGCACAACGAAUUUGAAUGUAUUACCCCGUGUAAGAGUUUGCUGAGAAAUGAAGUAAUGAAAAUAAUGUUUGAUUUACUUAAGGCGGUAUCCUCUAUACACACUAUGAAGGUGUUUCACAGGAACCUAAAACCUGAGAACAUCUUUGUGGAUUGUGAUGUAAUUGUGGAUGGAACCAGGUUGAUUUACAACUUUAAAAGUCUUAAGAUUGGGGAUUUUGCUAUGGGAAGAUUAACGGGGUUAAUGGAGUACUCCCCAGAGGAAACCAAGGAGCGUUACCAAAGUUUUAGAGAGUGUAGAAGACUAUUUUACAGAGCUCCAGAACUUAUUCUAAGGUGUGAUUCCUACGAUAAAUCAAUUGAUUUGUGGUCCAUUGGUGUUAUAUUCUAUGAAAUUGCUUGUAAUGAUAUCUUGUUCAAGGGUAUUAAUGAAAUCAGCCUCGUAUGGGAUAUUUUCAACGUCACAGGCUUCCCUGACCAUACGUCACUUAACUCAUUGUCUAUGGAUCUUUAUCUCAAAUGGAACAGUGUUAUACUCCCAAAUAAGCCAAUAGAUAUUGAACAUGUGAUAUCAAGUUCAAAAUGGUAUAUACUUACUUAG
This is a messenger RNA of Theileria parva strain Muguga, 1044 nucleotides long. RefSeq names its product Protein kinase domain protein (gene CRK3). Gene Ontology annotation, molecular function: ATP binding; cyclin-dependent protein serine/threonine kinase activity. Gene Ontology annotation, cellular component: nucleus. The coding region runs from base 1 to 1044 and encodes 347 amino acids. The transcript has a single exon. NCBI's taxonomy places the organism in Eukaryota, Apicomplexa, Aconoidasida, Piroplasmida, Theileriidae. The record is from RefSeq and is a predicted model, not a curated record. Gene Ontology annotation, biological process: protein phosphorylation.